AGGGCUGCGGCAUGGAGCGGAGCCGGAGCCCGCCCCGGUACGGGUCGCUGGAGCCCACCCGGUGGCCGCCCGCCGGCGCGGGGCCAGAGGAUGAGAUUGUCUCCAUGGCUGACUCAACCACCACCAUCGAUGACAUUGAAGGGGAGCUCUUCAAAAUCGAGAGGAUCAGGGAGAUCCUGGUGAGGAGGGAGUCAGAGCUGCGAUACAUGAUGGAUGACAUUCAGCUUUGUAAGGAAAUCAGCCGGCUGAAAAAGGAGCUUCAACAACUCAUCGCGCUUCCAGAGAAUGAGAAGUCCAACGAGGAGAGGCAGAAGGAAGAGGAGCUGGUGCAGCAGAUACACAAGCUGGUGGAAACACGGGAUUUCCUGGUGGAUGAUGUGGAGUUUGAGAGGCUCAGGGAAAGGGAAGAAGACAAGGAAAUGGCAGAGUUCUUGCAAAGUAAGCUCUCCAAAAGCUACCUCCAGAAAACAACUCCUGCCAAAGAGAAGAAGGUGACUUCCAGGGGGCAGCAAACCUCCGCACCGUACGUGACCAAAACAGGCCUCACCCUGCUCAAGGAGUGCUGCGGCUUCACCUGCUCCAUCAUGUAGGCCACCCCCAGCUCCUCUGCACAGGACAGGACCAUGGUCUCCAGCUAGAGUCCACAAUCUGCUCUCCUCUGAGCGUUUCAACUCCCCGUCAUUGUUCAUGCUUCCCACUGCAGCAGCACCACCAAAGAGACUUCCCGAGCAGGCUGGUGCAAGCUUGAAUGAUGGCAUGUGUCCUUGGGGCCGUGUCAGUGGCUGUCUCCUCCAUGACUUCAAACAAACACCGAGUUCCACCUGAGCUCAGCUUGGAAGAGGUGUGUGCAGCAACAGCAAGUGAGGCCAUGACAAAGAGGACCAGUGCAGUCCUUCACCUGGACAGAGUGAUAGAGAAAGCAUUGGAGAACAUUGUGCUCCACCAUCCAAGACAUGCUGUGGCCACAGAUGAUGUCUCAUCCUUGGCCUUGUGCCACCUUGUGGGUCUCUAUGGGAUGAUUCCUGAGGACUCUUGGUGGGGAAUGUCUCUGGUCUGGGUUUCCUUGUGUUUGCAUCAGUUUUGUUGCAAGGUGCUCUAUGGCUCUGGGUAGAGCUGAGCAAAAUGUGAAGGACAUACCCCAGAGCUGGCUGAAUGAAGGGCUAAUUCUGGUGAAGUUCUCACCUCAGCACAGACCUGGUGUGUUGAACUAUGGGCAGAUGAGUUGCUUUCCUCACCUCACUAUGACGGAUUCACUUUUCAGCUCUAAGGAAAAGGAGGAAAUUAGAGCAAAAGAGAAAGGGAGAAAAAUCCAGAAGAACAGGGCAGGGUGCGGGAGAAAAGGAAAAGGAAAACCAAUCAGGAGCCUAGAAACGUGCCAGGGGAAGGUGGAGGCAGCAGAUGAGACACUCUCACUACCAAGAGGGCAUUCAGUCCUGCCCUCCAGUGCCCCAGCCAGCGCCUCUGGGCUUGGAACCAUGACCUGGACAUAAAGCCCUGUGCAAAAGCCUCAUGGAACCCUGAGGGCACCCAGUGUCUCAGUUCCCAUUGUCCCUUCUGAGCACCCAUCUGUGUUGAGGUGGCACAGCCAGAGCUGCUAAUGCCCUUCGUGGCAGGACAGGGCUCUCCUUGCUGGGCGUGAAGGCCUCUCACAUCUUCCCCCUGCCUGCUCUUCUGCUCCAUAGGCUGCUAUGGCUUCACUGGAUGUUCUGGGAUGGGCUCCCAUUUGGGUGGCUGCCCAAGAGCUGUGGCUGCCCUCUGGCCAAAAUGCUCCAGCUCAGUCUUUCUGCAACUUGCUGUAGGGUCUUAAGAUGGUGCUCCUGCCUUGUCACUGCCCAUCAUGCCCAUGCCAGUGAGAUGGCCGCAACCUAUUUGGCCCUUUCCCUUGCGCCUGAUAGCACAUUUGUCCAUCUAAAACGUAAUGCAGGUGGGAUCCUUCCUAGUGCAGUGCCAUGAGCAGGUCCAAGCCCCUCCUGAAUGUCUUCGUCAGCACUGCCAGGAAACCCAGUGUGUGGGAACCUGUUCUUUAACCUGUGCAAGGGGGUUUCCACUCACUUGUCCUUCUUGAGCAAUCUCCUCCUCCUAUGGCUCUUAGCAGCCAGAAAAGUCCACAAACUAAACCAGUCCCUCUGCACAUUCAUAGACCAGGCUACGAGGUCCAACUGGGCCAACACAAUCCUGGUCACCUCCAGCAAACUUGUGGUUUGUGUCAUCUUGAGUCACUGGUCUCAGUCUGAACAUGCCGACUUUGUGCUGCUCAUUGUUAAUGUCCUACAGCAUCCUACAACCACCACCUGCCAGUUCCUGGUGCUCUCCUUGCUUGGGGGAGACUUCAGUGUGUGCUGGAGGGAGCCUCCUGCAGAUCACAGGGCCAAAUUAAGCCACAGGGAGCUCCCCUCUGCUUUGCCAACCCUCUGUAACGGAGUGAGGUGCAGUACAUGGAGCUGUUGUCCAACCAGGGAUGUCAGGACAUCAUUGGUGGCAUCCAUCCUGGAGGUGGUGGGGCAGAUGAGGCCACUCACUCCCUGCUCUUACAGAAACUGUCCAGUGAUUUCUUUGCUUGGUCACUCUGCAGUCAUGUACGUGGUGCAAUACGAGUGUUUGCUUGGAUCUGCACAGACCAAAGGCUCCAUACCUGGAAGCCCUCUCCUCAUUGUCCUUGCCUUCCUCAGAAUCUUCUUGGGAAGGGUGGGUAACCAAAACUGGUUGGUUGUAUGGAGAGGGAGCUAAGGAAGAAGAGCCCUUGAUUCAGAACUUGCUCCUCUAAUUCAUCCCUACCUCCAGCCCACAAGACCCCAGACUUCAGCUGAGCAGUGCUUGGCCAGGCAGGAGGAUGGCUGGGGGCACAUGGGCAAGGUCCUCGCCUCGUUUGUUCUGUGUUUGUGUGGCUGGUCAUGGAGAAGGAGACAGGCUUCUGUCCUGGUCAUACAAUACCAUUUGGCCUGUACUUUAACCCAUGGCAAAGGUGUGCAGCACACGGGAGCAACACUGUUUCAUGUGCAUUGAUUUCAACCCAAAUAAAUGUCUGUUGGAAGCUUG
Molecule: messenger RNA, 3036 nt
Organism: Strigops habroptila (Kakapo)
Lineage: Eukaryota; Metazoa; Chordata; Aves; Psittaciformes; Psittacidae
Product: bMERB domain-containing protein 1-like
Exons: 7
Coding region: 12-590 (192 amino acids)
Source: RefSeq, a predicted model, not a curated record